UGGCUGACAUGCGUAGCGAAUAAAGGAACAGCACAGAAGAGUGGAGAGUUAAAGAAUGGCAGGAGAAGGUGGCGUUAGGUUUGUGGGGAACAGAUAUUGGGUGCUGAGGCAUGGCAAAAGCAUUCCUAACGAAAUGGGCCUCAUUGUUUCCUCCAUGUUAAUCGGCUACAAAAUGAAAAUUUUAGUUUGGGAAAAUGGAAAACUUGAACAAUAUAAGUUGGCUCCUGAAGGAAUCAAACAGGCAGAAUUGGCUGGAGAGUCAUUCCUAAAGGUACUCAAAGAAGAUAAAGUACCACUUGAAAAUGUUCGAAUCUGCUACUCUCCCUUCUCGAGGACCACUCAUACGGCACAAGUGGUUGCAUCAGUUCUAGAUAUUUCUUUUGAAGGACCGCAGUGUAUGGUUCUAGAAGAUCUUCGGGAGCGCUUCUUUGGUCCUUCAUAUGAACUUAAGUCUCAUGAUAAAUAUCCAGAUAUAUGGGCUCUAGAUGAGAAGGAUCCAUUCAUGCAGCCUGAAGGUGGAGAAAGUGUUGCAGAUGUUGUGUCUAGACUCACAAGUGCAUUGAUUAACAUGGAGUCACAAUUUCGAGGAUGCACAGUGCUGGUGGUCAGCCAUGGUGACCCUCUGCAAAUUUUCCAGACGGUACUAAAUGCAGCUAAGGAUUACAAAGGAUCCUGUGGAAAUGACUUGACUUCAAGAAUACAAGCAGUCAAAAUCCCUUCUGUUCUCUCGCAGCACCGGAGGUUUGCUCUACAAACAGGAGAAUUGCGCUCAGUAGUAUAAUCCACAGCUUGAGCUGCACAUUCUGAAACAUUCUGUCAGCUCAUGCUGUUAUUCUGAAUCCCCUUUCUAAUUUAUCUGUGUCUAGGGAUAAUAAUUUGGUUUUUAACAAAUAUGUAAAACAAAUGAAGUAUAAAUCGAAUAAGGAACGGCAGAAUAUUCAAUUUGCAAUCUCCUUUGCUAGGGAGGUGAGCUGCUGUAUGAGUACAUUCAUUGGAGAGCUUUCCUAAUUGGCUUCUGGAAU
Molecule: messenger RNA, 1022 nt
Organism: Nicotiana attenuata
Lineage: Eukaryota; Viridiplantae; Streptophyta; Magnoliopsida; Solanales; Solanaceae
Product: metal-independent phosphoserine phosphatase
Exons: 7
Coding region: 56-781 (241 amino acids)
Source: RefSeq, a predicted model, not a curated record